Molecule: messenger RNA, 2742 nt
Organism: Penicillium alfredii
Lineage: Eukaryota; Fungi; Ascomycota; Eurotiomycetes; Eurotiales; Aspergillaceae
Product: putative voltage-gated chloride channel (ClcA)
Exons: 2
Coding region: 1-2742 (913 amino acids)
Biological process (GO): transmembrane transport; chloride transport
Cellular component (GO): Golgi apparatus; early endosome; membrane
Molecular function (GO): voltage-gated chloride channel activity
Source: RefSeq, a predicted model, not a curated record
AUGAAAGAGAGAGACCCUGACAGCACCCCCACCACGAGAACUGCCCCUCCCUCCCCAUCCGCCUACCGUCGAACCCAAAGCUACCUUUCUGAGCCCCACACCGGCUAUGAGUCCCUCGAACCGCCCUUGGAAAUCGGCGAAACAACAAGCCUCCUGGGUCCCAGCCAGGACGGUCGGAGGAGAGCGCCGCGGCGAUCAUACACGAGUAUCUCCGGGGUCUCUGGGGCAGAGUCUUUGAGACACCUGCUGGCGGCUGGUAGCUUGCGACGAGUGCGAAAUCACAGCCGGGGCAACUCGCUGAGUCGGCGUGUGAGCCGACGAGGCAGUGUGGGAGAUGACAGCCGAGUAGCCAGCGUGCCGCCGUCGGCCAAGGACGGUCUUACGGCUUCGUCCUUCCUCGAUGAGCGGACAUGGUACGACCAGUUUACCUCUACCGACUGGGUGCACGACAGCAUUGCAGAUGGAGAGCGCCUCCGCCAACUUCGCCGCCGCAAGGAUAUCCGGGGUCGACUGCUGGCGUGGUUUGACGGCGCACAAGGAUGGAUUCUCGUGGCCCUUGCCGGAUGCAUCACGGCUGCCAUCGCGUACUUUGUCGACGUUACCGAGGAGUCAGUAUAUGACCUGAAAGAGGGCUUCUGCACAGCUCGGUGGUUUCGCAGUCGGCAUGCCUGUUGUGAUGAUGGGAUCAAUUGCGCCGCUUGGCGGUCAUGGUCUCAGAUCCUCACACCCUCCGGUACAAACAACCAAUGGAUUGACUUCACCAUGUUCAUCUUUGGAGUUGUAAUCCUUGCCGUCAUUUCCUGCGCCCUAACGUUGCUUACCAAAACUGUCGUCCCAUCCUCCGUCUCCUUGGCGACCCUGGACGAAAACCUGGGGGCGGAGUCACGCAGUGCCAAGUAUGGCACAGUGAGCUCUGGAUCUCCUUCCUCACAGACGAGUCCACAUGGGACGUUUCCCAAUUUCCCGCCACGCCCGGCAAUGACCUACUACUCUGCUGCAGGCAGUGGAGUGGCUGAGGUCAAGGUUAUCAAUAGCGGUUUUGUUCUUCACGGGUAUUUGGGUCUGAAGACGCUGGUGGUUAAAACUAUUUCCCUAAUCUUCAGUGUUUCCUCCGGUCUGAGUUUGGGCAAGGAAGGCCCGUACGUUCAUAUCGCCACGUGCGUGGGCAAUAUCUGCUGCCGACUGUUUGCCAAGUACAACCAGAACGACGGCAAGAGACGAGAGGUGCUGAGUGCGAGUGCAGCCAGUGGAGUCGCUGUCGCUUUUGGGGCGCCGAUUGGCGGCGUGCUCUUUAGUCUGGAAGAAGUCAGCUACUAUUUCCCACCCAAGACUCUGUUUCGGACGUUCUUCUGUUGCAUUGCGUCGGCAUUGUCCCUCAAGUUCCUUAAUCCCUACGGCACCGGAAAAAUUGUCCUGUUCGAGGUCCGGUACCUAUCCGACUGGGAGAUUUUCGAAAUCUUUAUUUUCAUCAUCCUCGGGGUUCUCGGUGGUGCGCUUGGCGCCCUGUUCAUCAAGGCGUCGAGUCUGUGGGCGCGCUCGUUCCGUCGGAUCCCCAUCAUUAAACGGUGGCCGAUGCUUGAGGUCGUGCUCGUGGCAUUGCUGACAGGCGUGGCCAGUUUUUGGAACCGAUACACCAGACUGCCUGUCACCGAACUCCUGCUUGAGUUGGCCAGUCCCUGCCAACGGGACUCCGUUGAGAGUAACGGCUUGUGCCCCCAUGAAGACGGGAUCCUCGACAUCAUUAAAUAUCUCAUAGUGGCAUUUGUCAUCAAAAGUCUCUUGACCGUGGUGACGUUCGGCAUCAAAGUGCCUGCGGGCAUUUAUGUUCCAUCUAUGGUCGUUGGCGGUCUUAUGGGACGAAUCGUCGGGCAUGUCGUGCAGUACUGGGUGGCGAGCCACCCCACGUUUUUCCUAUUCGACUCGUGUCCUGCCGUCGCCGGCAUGGAGUCUUGCGUGACGCCCGGGGUAUAUGCGAUGGUGGCUGCGGGUGCGACUAUGUGCGGUGUGACGCGGUUGUCGGUCACCCUUGCUGUGAUUCUCUUCGAACUGACGGGCAGUCUCAACCAUGUGCUGCCAUUUUCGUUGGCGGUUCUCUGCGCCAAAUGGACUGCAGAUGCCAUGGAGCCUCGCAGCAUCUACGUAAGCUCACCUACGAACCUUGGAAACCCCGACAUCGUUUGCGUGCUAAACCGUCUACAGGAUUUCUUGACUGAUAUGAACGCCUAUCCCUUCCUGGACAACAAGCUCCAGCCUCUGUCCGACGCCGAAUUAGGUGAUAUUGUCAGCCCGGCUCGGCGGCACCGCGUCAUUGAUAUCUCAAAUUCGUCCUUGGUCGCUGCUUCAAACCUCCGUUUGAAGCUCGAGUAUCUGCUGAUGGCCGGCGAACUUGACGGUGGUCUUCCGAUCCUGAGAGAUGGUGUCCUAACCGGUCUGAUCCCGGCACCGGAUCUGGAGUAUGCACUGGAUAACCUCGGCGAAGACGAGGACACCACGAUCUGCCUGAUGGCCAUGGACGCCUCACCGGCGAUUUAUGAUAGCGAGAACGAGGAAGCCGUCCAGGUGGACUUUACCCGAUAUAUUGACCCGGCACCAAUUGCUCUUGACGUGCAUUCUCCUAUCGACCUGGUCUACCAGUGCUUUGCCAAGCUGGGUCUCCGCUACCUCUGUGUUUUGCAGGAUGGGCGAUAUGUCGGCCUGGUGCACAAGAAGGCAUUUGUGAAAUUCAUGAAAGAGCUUGAAUAA